GCUUGGGCCAACUAAAGCACAGGAACAGCACUACAAAAGCUGCGUACUGAGUUGGAUACCUUUUUUCAUACUUUACUCCAUCUACCAACUACAAGUGCACCGCGGUUAAUGACAACACGGCCUCACCUAAGUUGUAAACGUGUAUAGUAAGAUUAAAAAAAUUACCCCUGGUGUGACCGUCACGUUGGAAAGUUCGAUUGCGGUGUUGCUGCGGAAAUGAACAACACCGGCGGGCUAUUUACAGGGCUUCAACGGCCAUUUUCAGCUCGGCGGAAAAAAACGGAGGAUCUGGGGCCUGCAGACGGAGGGCCUGGAGGCAGCGGUUCUGGCGAUGGGGCUGUAUCCGAGGCAACACGCCUACGGGUUGAGGCUGCUAAGCAGUUUAUAGAAAAUAUGUUCCACGUUCAACAUCAGAACAUUGCGGAGCGUUAUGCGAGACGCAACGCCCUGGAGCGGGAGCUACAACGCGAGGGCCUGCCGGACGAUCAAAAGCGGCAGAUCAUCUCACAGCUGGAGAAGCGGGAAAGCGACUACACGCGGUUACAGCGGCAGCGCAUGACCGCUGACGACUUUGAACCGCUCAGCAUCAUCGGCCGGGGUGCCUUUGGGGAGGUCCGCAUUGUGCGCGAGAAGUCGACCAGCAAGAUCCUGGCCAUGAAAAAACUGAAGAAGUCGGAGAUGCUCAAGCGAGGCCAGGUUGAGCACGUGAAGGCGGAGCGCAAUGUGCUGGCGGAGGUGCAGAACCCCUACAUCGUCAAGCUCUACUACUCCUUCCAGGACGAGGACUACCUGUACCUAGUCAUGGAGUACCUGCCGGGCGGGGACACCAUGACGCUGCUCAUGCGCAAGGACAUCCUGACGGAGGAGGAGACGCGGUUCUACAUCGCAGAGACCAUCCUAGCCAUCGAGUCGAUCCACAAGGCGGGCUACAUCCACAGGGACAUCAAGCCGGACAACCUGUUGCUCAGUCGCGAGGGGCAUGUGAAGCUGUCGGACUUUGGGUUGUGCAAGCCGGUAGACGUGCACGCGCUGCCGACCCUGGCGGAGGGCGAGGAGUACACCGACGCAGGGAUGGUUCCCUCCACCUCCAUGCGCCCCCAGGCCGAGCAGCUGGCGCAGUGGCAGAAGAACCGCCGCCAGCUGGCCUUCUCUACCGUUGGCACUCCCGACUACAUCGCCCCCGAGGUGCUGCUGAAGAAGGGCUACGGCAUGGAGUGCGACUGGUGGUCGCUGGGCGCCAUCAUGUUUGAGAUGCUGGUGGGAUACCCGCCCUUCUACAGCGACGAGCCGCUCACCACCUGCCGCAAGAUCGUCAACUGGCGCAUGUUCCUGCGCUUUCCGGAGGAGGCGCGGCUGUCACCGGCGGCGCGCGACCUCAUCUGCCGCCUGAUGUGCGAUGUGGACGACAGGAUCGGGACGCGCGGCGGCGUGGAGGAGAUCAAGAGCCACCCCUUCUUCGCCUGCGUGGAUUGGGCCGGCCUGCACCUGAGCCCCGCGCCCUACGUGCCGCGUGUGGAUCACGAGCUCGACACCCAGAACUUUGAGGCGUUCGACGAGGAGAGCAGCGGGCACCACCGCAGCGAGGGCAUGCAGGGCCGCGGCAGCAAGUGGCUGGCCAAGGCGGACCCGCACUUCAUUGGGUACACGUACAAGAACUGGGAGGCGGUGACGCCCGAGGAUGCGGGCCUGGGCGCUCUGCAGCUAAAGAAGAGGCCCAUUAACCGACCCAGUCUGAACCAGGUUCAGAACAACCUGCAGACGAUGACACUGGAAGAAAGCCCUGGCAUGGGGCAGCAGCUGUAGCGCCGCAACGGAACUGAGAUGGCGCCGUGUGUUUCAAUGCGAUUUACCGUUUGAGGGAAUGGGCGUCCUGAGGGUGCGGGGCACGCUUGUUUUUCCCAAGGUGUACAUUGGUCGUGAGCUGCGGAGAUGCGUGUACAUCAUUAACGCCUGCCUGUUUUGUUGCUGGGCUUGCAUGCCUGCUGAGCCGUGCGUUUUGGAGCCCACUGCGCGCCUAGCGGAGCAUGCAGAAGCGAUAUG
This is a messenger RNA of Astrephomene gubernaculifera, 2040 nucleotides long. The record is from the annotation of a GenBank genome assembly. Lineage: Eukaryota; Viridiplantae; Chlorophyta; Chlorophyceae; Chlamydomonadales; Astrephomenaceae.